AUAGUGACUUCCUUUCGCAUCAAGACCUUCCUAACUGCUCAGUGGCUUACGAACUUGAUAUUUUCUGGUACGGUCUUCUUCUGGAGUUUACGCAUAUUUUCCCUUUACUUAUCUAUCUUUGUUUGCCUGUGCCUAAUCAUUUCAGUAUUCUGUUACGUGAGAAUAUUUAAAAUCGUUCGCCAUCAGCAGAAAAAGAUUCAAUGCCAACAUCAAGCUGUUAAUUUGCCUCAGGGAAGCACAAUUUCAAAUUUGCUUCAGUUCAAGAAGAGUGCGAUAAAUUCGUUUUUGUUUUUUAUCGUGAUGGUUCUUUUUUACAUUCCGGCGUCGACUUAUUUCUCCCUUUUUUUCGUCACAAAAACCCCUUGGCAGAGUGGAUGGAGGGUUGCAACCACUUUAGUUUAUAUAAACUCUUCAGUAAACCCGUUCUUGUAUUGCUGGCGAAUGGGUGAUCUCAGAGCUGCAGUGAUGAAGACUGCCAGGAAGUUGUUUUGCAGAAAAUAACUAUGACGACAUUGGCCAAUUUUGAUUUGUGACUUGUUAGCUUCGCGUUCACGAAUAAAGCGUGCUGUUGUUGAACUGCCAUCUUGGAGUCCUCAGUUCACUUUGUUUUCUUCUCUAGCUUAAAUCCACCGGCGAUAAUUGUCACAACAAAGAACCAGAAGGUGAAGGAAAAAUAGUUUUCUUGGUUUCCUUAAAAGAAACUAAAAUUAGUGUAGUAAGAAAUGUAUUACUAAAACAGCACAAAACGUAUGCACGCUGAAGAAGUUCACCAUUUCAAUGGCGAGCAAAUCAUAAGACAUUGUUAACGGAAUUGAUAGUGGUUAAUUGUCAGAAUGCCUCUCUUUAAUUUUGAAACUACGCAACUGCAAACAUUUGGCCAAAAUAGCCAAAAAUACAGUUAUUUUUAUAUCAUAACCGCUGGAAAUAUAUUCCUUAGACAGCUCUUAGACGUAAGACCCCUAGGUAAGACCCCUGGAUGUAAGACCCCUGGAUGUGAGACCCCUGGAUGUAAGACCUCUGGAUGUGAGACCCCUGGAUGUAAGACCCGUGGAUGUAAGACCCCUGGCCGAUGUAAGACCCCUGGAUGUAAGACCCCUGCAUGUAAGACCCCUGGAUGUAAGACCCCUAGAUGUGAGACCCCUGGAUGUAAGACCCCUGGAUGUGAGACCCCUGGAUGUAAGACCCGUGGAUGUAAGACCCCCGGAUGUGAGACCCCUGGAUGUAAGACCCCUGGAUGUAACAUCCCGGCAUGUAAGACCCCUGGAUGUGAGACCCUGGCUGUAAGACCCCUGGAUGUGAGACCCUGGCUGUAAGACCCCUGGAUGUGAGACCACUGAAUGAUAGACCCUUGGAUGUAUAGAUUCCAUCUUAGUUAGCUCAAGGCGUUUUGUUUAUUCUAAAGUUUGUGGUGGCCAACUCGAAAGCAGUUGCUACUUUAGCCACAACACGCAUUCAAUAUAGUAUGAGCUCUGUUUUAUUUUAUUCAAUUAGUAUAGGUAAUAGCAUGAUUUGUAGUGAUAUUUGAUAUAAAUACCACGAGUGAUAUUUCAAAAUUGUUAUACUUGUAGACAAUUUUGAAAUGUCACGAGUGGUAUUUACGCCAAAUAUAACGUACAAAUCUUGCUAUUAUUUGUUUAUACUACUACACACUAAAGGUUUGUAAUUUUCACAUGUAGGUGUUUCAAAUUAAGCUGAAAUACCACUGCUCUAAGCCAAUCAAAUUGCAGAAAUUUCUCAAGUAGUAUUAUAAAUUAUUGAAGAGAAUCUGUUAUUGUUUUAAUCUAUAUUUGUGAACUGAAUUGGAAAUGAAAAGUGUGAAAAUAAAUGAACUUGAACCUGAGCUUCAACUUAAGACCCAUGGACGUCAAACGCUGGGAUGUAACAACCCUGGGAUGCACAACAACUGAUUGUAAAACAAUAAAGAAGAUAGAAGAACAGCUGGACGUAGGAAAGUUGAGCGCAAGACUCCUAGUUGUAAAACCAUGAACCCCAAACGUAAGACCGAGGCUGUAAAACCCUGACGUAAGACCCCUAGACGUAACAGCCCUAAGACUACUUAAGGUAUAAAACCCCUGGACUACUUAAGACAACUAGACUUCAGACCCCUAGUCUUAAGGCUCUUGCACGAAAAAACCCUGUACGUAAAACCCUUGGAAGUAACACACCUGGAUGUAAGACCCUUUGACGCAAGACCCCCGGGUGUAAGACCCCUGGACGAAAGAACCCAGGAUGUAAGCUCCGUGGACGUAAGACCCUUUCACGUACAACUCCAAUAUGCAAGACCCCUGGAUGUAAGACAGCUAGACGUAAGAUCCCUAGAUGUAAUAAGAUCCCUGGAUGUAAGACCCUAGGGCUUAAGGCCCCUGGACGUAAGACCAAUGGAUAUAAGACCACUGGUCGUAAGACACCUGAACGCAAGACCCCUGGACGAAAGAACCCAGGAUGAAAGACCCCUGGAAGUAGGACUCUAGGACGGAUGAAAGGCUGCUGAAUGUAAGACGCGUUAAAGUAACACCCUGAACGUAAGACCCAUGGAUGUAAGAUUCUAGGAGGGAAGAAACAUGGACACAAGACCCCUAGACGUAAGCCUUUAGGAUGAACGACUUCUUGACGUAAGACCCCUGGAAGUAAGACCCUGGAUAAAAGACUUCUGGAUGUAAAACAACUAGUCGCAAUACCCCUUAAAGUAAGACUCCUGAAUGUAAGACCCCUGCACGUAAUACCACUCAAUAUAAGACCGCAAGACGUAAGACCCUUCGAUGUAAGACCCCUAGGUGUGAGAGCCCUGGAUACAAAACCCUUCACGUAACAUCUCUAGAUGUAAGACCCCUGCAUGUUAAACGCCUGAAUGCAAGACCUCUCGACGUAACACCCCGAAAUGUAAGACCCUAGACUGUAAAACCUCCGCGCGUAAGACCCCUGAAUGUAGCUUGCCUGGACGUAAGUCCCCUGGAUGUAAGAUCCUUGGAAAUAAGAGCCCCGAACGUAUGACACCAAGAUGUAAGGCCCUGGACGUAAGAUCCCUGGAUGUAAGACCACUUGACGUAAGAUCCCAGGAUGUAAGACCCUUGAAGGUAACCCUACUGGACGUAAGAGUCCUUGAUGUAAAACCAAUGGACGUAAGACCCUGGAUGUAAGACCGCUGAAUGGAAAGACCACUGGACGUAAGACCCCUGGAUGUAAGGACCCUGGAGGUAAGACUUCUGGGUGUAAGACCCCGGGGUGAAAGACCCCUGGAUAAAAGAAGCCUUGAUGUAACAUUCCCAGAUGCAAGACCCCUCGACAAAAUUCGCUUGAAUAUGAGAUCACUCAAUAUAAGACGCCAGAACGUAAGAACCUUCCAUGUAAGACCCCUGGAACUAACAAGUCUGGAUGUAAGACCCCUGGCCGGUAAGACCUCUGCGCUGGAAUUAAGACCCUUGGUUGUAAGACCCCUAGAUGUAAUACCCUUGGACGAAAGGCCAAUGAUAGUAGCCUUGGAUGUAACACCUCUGGACGUAAGACUUCUGGAAGUAAGACUCCUGGAAAUAAAACCACCAGAAGUAAGACCCCUAGACAUAAGAAUCCGGGACGACAGGGACAACAAGGACAAGUAGCUCCAUCGGGACAAAAGGGACAACUAGGACAACCGGGACAACCGAGACAAUUGGGAUGACCAGGAUAACCAGGCAACCACGAAAACUGCAAAAACCGGGACAACCAGGACAACAAGGACAACAGGGACAACCGAAACAAAUAAGACAAGCAGGACAGGUGGGACAACCGGGACGACGACGGAGACAACCGGCACAACUGAAAACCUGGGACAACAGUGACAACAGGGCAACAGUUACAACAGUGACAACAGGGACAACAGUGAGAACAGUGACAAAAGGGAAAGAAGUGACAAUAGGGAAAACUGAGUGACAACAGGGAGAAGAAGGACAACAGGACAGUGACUGACAACAGUGACAACAGGGACAGCAGCGACAACAGUGACAAAAGGGACAACAGGUAAGACAAGGAUAACAGAGACAAGAGGGGCAGCAGUGAUAAUAGGGACAACAAAGACAACAGGGACAACAGAGGCAACAAGGACAACAGGGACAACCACACAGGGAGAAAAAGAACAACAGAGACAGCAAUUAAAUGGAUAACAAGAACAACAAGGAUAACAGGGACAAUAGGGAUAAAGUGGACAACAACAAACACAACAGGGACAACUGAGACAACAGAGACAACUUUGCAACCACGACAAUGGAGUCAAAUGAGACAACCGGGAUGGCCGGGUCAAUCGAGAUAAUUCCUGGACUACCUUGACGAUCAGGACAACCGGUACAAUCGGCAUAAUCAGGAGGAACCGUAAAACCAAAACAACGGAGACAACUAAGACGACCGGGACGACCUGCACAACUGGGAGAACGAGGACAAAAGGGAACAGCAUGAUAACCGGGUCGAUAGUGCCGACCUAGACAACCAGGACAACUGCAACAACUGGGACAACUUGGACAAUCGGGACAACCGAAACUACAUGAAGAACCGAGACAGUCUGCUUCAACCAAGAAGAUUGGGACAACCGGGUACACUGAGACAACCGAGACACCCAGGACAACUUGGACACUGGGACGACUGGGACGACUGCGACAACUAGGACAAUCAGGGCAGCUGAGACAACUGAGACAGCCAGGACAACUAAGACAACCUGGGCCCAGUUGUUCGAAGUCCGAUUAGCGCUUAACCCAGUGUUAAAUUCAACCCGAGUGUCUUUUUCUUUUGUUCAAAUCAUUUUCUCGGAUAAUUUUCUCUAGUAUUCUCAAGAGCAUCUAGUCAUCAACUUGUUGACAAAAAAAAGUAAACUGAAUUUACUUUUAACCUUUCAUAUCUAAAUUCAAAUUGCGCACUAACCCUGGGUUAUCUUAUCCCAGUUUGGAACAACCCGGCCAGGACGUAAGACGCCUGGAGGUAAUAGCCCUUGAUCUAAGACCCUUGAACUUAAGACCCCUGGAUGUAAGAUCCCUGGACAUAAGACACUUAAACUUAAGACGUUUGGAUGUAAGAUCACUGGAAGUAAAACCCCUGGACGUAAGACUCCGUAAUGUGAGACCACUAGACUUAUGAGCCCUUGAUGCAAGACCCUUUAACGCGUGACCCUUGGACGUAAGACCCGUGGAUGUAAGACCCUUAGAAUUUAAGCCCCCUGGAUGUGAGACCACUGGAGGUAAGAGCUCUGGAUGUAGGAGCCCUGGAUUUAAGAUCCCUGGACGCAAGAUUCCUCGUCAUGACACCCCUAGAUGUACGACCCACAGACGUAAGACGCCUGGAUUAAGGUCCACUGGACGUAAGAACCCUAGAUACAAGACCCCUGGACGAAAACCCCUGGAGGUAAGACCCCUGGACGCAAGACCCAUGCACGUUAGGAGCCUAUCACCUGUCCAAGUAAGUACCCUGGACGUAAGGCCCCAUCGAUGCAAGACUCUUAGACGCAAGACCCUGGACGUAAGACGCCUGGAUGUAAGACGCCAGCUGGAUGUAAGACCCUUAGAUGUAAAGCCCCUGGAUGGAAGACCUCUAGAUUUAAGACCCCUUGACGUAAGACCCCUGGCUUUAAGACCUCUGGAUGUAAGAUUACUGGACGUAAGAGCCGCGGAUGUAAGUUCCAUGGACGUAAGACCCCUCGAUACAAAACCCCUGAACGUAAGACCCCUGGAUGUAAGCGCCCUGAACGCAGACCUUGGACGUAAGACUCGUGGACGUAAGACUCCUGGAUGUAAGCGCCCUGAACGCAGACCCUGGACGUAAGACUCCUAGAUGUAAGACUCCUGGACGUAAGGUUGAAUGUUUUCCUGAUUAAGGGGAAAAGAAUGAUCAUAUCUGGGCAGAAUUCGGUCAUUUUGCUUGUCUAGUUGUCUGAGAAUGUUUUCAUAUGAUCGCGAUUUUCUCACGAUUGCCUAGAUUUUGCGUCAGCCACAUGUAAUUACUUCGAGUUUUGAUUGGUUCAAUGUAUUGUCUGUGUCCUAUGUGAUUGGCCAGAGUAAUUACUUUGGUUUUGGUUUUACGACACUCAAACAAAAACCACUCUAAACGCCUGAAUGCAAGACCCCUCGACGUAACAACCCAAAAUGUAAGACCCUAGACCGUAAAACCCCUGCGCGUAAGACCCCUGAAUGUAGCUUGCCUGGACGUAAGUCCCCUGGAUGUAAGAUCCUUGGACAUAAGAGCCCCGGACGUAUGACACCAAGAUGUAAGACCCUGGACGUAAGACCCCUGGAUGUAAGACCACUUGACGUAAGAUCCCAGGAUGUAAGACCCUUGAAAGUAACCCUCCUGGACGUAAGAGUCCUUGAUGUAAAACCAAUGGACGUAAGACCCCUGGAUGUAAGACCGCUGGAUGGAAAGACCCUAGAAGUAAGACCCCUGGAUGUUAGGACCCUGGAGGUAAGACUUCUGGGUGUAAGACCCGGGGUGAAAGACCCCUGGAUAAAAGAAGCCUUGAUGUAACAUUCCCAGAUGUAGGACCCUCGAAAAAAUUCGCCUGGAUAUGAGAUCACUCAAUAUAAGACGCCAGAACGUAAGAACCUUCUAUGUAAGACCCCUGGGUGUAAGACCUCUGCACUGUAAUUAAGACCCUUGGUUGUAAGACCCCUAGAUAUAAUACCCCUGGACGUAGGGCGAAUGUAGUAGCUCUGGAUGUAACACGCCUGGACGUAAGACUUCUGGAAGUUAAGGACUCCUGGACGUAAGACCCCUGGAAAUAAGACCACCAGAAGUAAGACCCCUAGACAUGAGACCCCCGGGACGACAGGGACAACCAGGACAAGUAGCUCAACCGGUGCAAAAGGAGCAACCAGGACAACUGUGACAACCGGGACAACUGGGACAAACGGGACAACCGAGACAAUCGGGACAACUGUGACAAACGGGACAACCGUGACAACCGGGACAACCGGGACAACUGUGACAACCGGGACAACUGGGACAAACGGGACAACCGUGACAACCGGGACAACUGUGACAACCGGGACAACUGGGACAAACGGGACAACCGAGACAAUCAAGACAACCAGAACAACAGUGACACCAGGGACAGCAGCAACAACAGUGACAAAAGGGACAACAGGGACAACAAGGAUAACAGAGACAACAGGCACAACAUGGACAACAUGGACAACAUGGACAACAAGCACAACAGCGACAACAAGGACAACAUGGACAACCACACAGGGAGAAAAAGAACAACAGAGACAGCAAUCAAAUGGAUAACAAGAACAACAAGGAUAAGAGGGACAACAGGGAUAAAAGGGACCACAACAAACACAACAGGGACAACUGAGACAACAGAGACAACCGGGACAACCGAGACAACUGAGACAACCGGGACAACCGAGACAACUUUGCGACCACGACAAUGGAGUCAAAUGAGACAACCGGGAUGGCCGGGUCAACCGAGAUAAUUCCUGGACUACCUUGACGAUCAGGACAACCAGUACAAUCGACAUAAUCAGGAGGAACCGUAAAACCAAAACAACGGAGACAACCAAGACAACCGGGGCGACCUGGAGAACCGGGACAACCUGCACAACUGGGAGAACGAGGACAAAAGGGAACAGCAUGAUAACCGGGUCGACAGUGCCGACCUAG
This is a messenger RNA of Porites evermanni, 7617 nucleotides long. The record is from the annotation of a GenBank genome assembly. NCBI's taxonomy places the organism in Eukaryota, Metazoa, Cnidaria, Anthozoa, Scleractinia, Poritidae.